Messenger RNA from Acanthochromis polyacanthus (spiny chromis), 1407 nucleotides. It is a transcript of the gene dynlt3, whose product is annotated as dynein light chain Tctex-type 3. Bases 127 to 474 code for a protein of 115 amino acids. NCBI's taxonomy places the organism in Eukaryota, Metazoa, Chordata, Actinopteri, Pomacentridae. The transcript has 5 exons. The record is from RefSeq and is a predicted model, not a curated record. Gene Ontology annotation, cellular component: cytoplasm; cytoplasmic dynein complex; kinetochore. Gene Ontology annotation, biological process: microtubule-based movement. Gene Ontology annotation, molecular function: dynein intermediate chain binding.
UUAAAACAAUCUGUGUGUGGAAAAGUCUUUUCUGCGCUCGUUGACUGUGAAGGUGGUGAACAGGAACAAUAACAGCACCAGGUGCCGGUUAACACAAAGAACAGACGGUUUUCUGCGACGGUGACGAUGGAGGAGUACAACUCUGGAGACGAGGUCCUCUUCAACGCAGAUGAGGCCAGUAUCUCAGUUAAAGAGUGCAUCGAAGGUGUGAUCGGUGGAACGGACUACAACCAGAGCAAAGUGAACCAGUGGACGGCCAGCGUCGUGGAGCAUUCACUGACUCACCUGGUGAAACAAGGACGGCCAUUCAAAUACAUAGUGAACUGUACGAUCAUGCAGAAAAGCGGUGCUGGACUCCACACAGCCAACUCCUGCUACUGGGACACUGCUACUGACGGAAGCUGCACUGUCCGGUGGGAGAAUCGCACCAUGUACUGUGUGGUCAGUGUGUUUGCUGUAGCUGUGGCGCUGUGACGGCAGCACAGAGCCGCACAACGCUCUGCUUCCAAACGCCGUGAUGUCUGAAGAAAAGCUGGAAGUCGCACCCUGACCAAGAAGCCACGAAGAUCCUCUGAUGAUCCCCUCUGGUAGAAGCUGAUGUACAAGUAGCUUUUUUCUCCCCGCAGGCUGGAAAAACAAUUAUUCAUGAGUUGGCAGCAAAUGUGCGAGAGACUAAGUGUUCACUUUCACAGAGAGUGAGCCUGAUGGAUUAACUUACUGAAAAAAAUAAUCACAUAUCAACAUGUUGUUUGGUUGCAAAGUGAACAUUAAAUAUUUGUAAAUCUUCCAGAGUUACUGUAACAUUUCAAAAAAGGUGAAACGGACUCGUUUUUAGCCACGACAGCAGUAAUGGUAUCGUUGGUUUGUCAGUCCAGGAUGUUCAUAUUUGCGGUGUUGAGUGAAAUAUCUAAAAAUGUAUUUGAUGAAUAUCUUUUCCUUAAUUGUACACAGUUUUAGCUGAGUUUUUAACAUCUCAGGUUGCGCCGUCAUCAAGUCAAAAUUGUAAUUUUAAUUGAUGACCAAAUACCUAUAAACCUACUGACCUUCUCAUCAGUCUCUGUGGUACUUGGCAUUAUAAAUAUAAAAUGAGUGUUAGCACAAUAAUCUCAGCAUUUAUCUCAAAGCUCAGUCCUUCAGUGUUGAUAGCGUCGCUGCAGCUUUGUUUCCUUCAGGACAUUUCCAAAUAAAACAGACUGAACUGUUACAGUAGUAAUAAGUGUUUAAGAAAAGUCAUUUUGUUUUAUUUAGUGGUAGAGUUACAUGUCUACUUGUGUGAAGUGUUUCUACUAGUCAGUGUUGAUAUUUUACUAAUUUAUUUGUCUGUGCAGGCUUGUCAGACUUCUAAAUCUUUGAAUUUGUUUGUUAAACUGUUUAAAGCUGUUCAAUAAAUUAAUUUGUUAAAACUUU